Molecule: messenger RNA, 1674 nt
Organism: Setaria italica (foxtail millet)
Lineage: Eukaryota; Viridiplantae; Streptophyta; Magnoliopsida; Poales; Poaceae
Exons: 2
Coding region: 43-1137 (364 amino acids)
Source: RefSeq, a predicted model, not a curated record
UCCAGCAGACGAGAAGAAAAUGGAGACAGGCCGCAGGCAGCCAUGAACGCCGCCUCCCUGCAUCCACCUUCCCAUGGCGGCGCCGGCGCUGAUCUCGCGGGCGCACCGAUACCGAGCUGGGCCCUCCUCGACCUCCACGCCUACUUCUCCGACCGCCGCAACUCCACCACCGCAGCCUGCCUGACCAGGGACAACAAGGAGAUCCAGGUCACCAUCUUCCCCGCGCACCCGCCGCGCGUCUCCUACUUCUGCGUCCACUGCCGCGGCGAGGAGCCCAGCGGCUUCGCCAGGGAGCCCAAGAUCAUCGCCGCCGACGCCAACGUCCUCCUCCUCCGCAUCUCCAUCGGCAGCCGCAACGCAAUGCUGUGCCCCAGCCUGCACGAGUACUACGUCUACAAGGCCUCCGGCGGCGCCGAUGGGGCGCCGCCGUCGCUCCACCUGCUCCCGCACCCGAGCCUCUACUUCUUCUACGACGAGCAGGCCGCCCUGCUCAGCCGCGGCGCCGAGUUCACCGUCGUCGCCCUCCGUGACGACGUAUCUGCAUUCCACCGUGGCUCAUCCGAGAGGAACGUCUGGACCACCAAGGCCGUCUUCGUGCCACCGGAGCGGCAGCAGGGAAGCAGCGGCGAAGAGGGCUUCCGGUUCCGGCACGAGACCUCCGAUGUGGUCACCAUUGGAGGAGAGCCUGGCACCGUGGCUUUCGUCGACAUGUGGCGUGGCAUCCUGCUCUUCGACGUGCUCCACGGUGACCCUACGCUUCGAUACAUCAGGAUGCCGCCGCAGCUCAUCAGCCCCUGCACCGGCUAUUCCAGUCCAGUGCACACUCGAGACAGUGCUGUCGUCAAUGGCCACUUCAAGGUCGUCGAGUUCCUGGACAAAAUCAUGACAGUCACAGGAUCACAUAGCGGCUACAUCAAUGAUGGUUGGGUAGCUGCAACAUGGAGCAAGGAGGUUUUUUCUCCUCACGAGGGUUCCUGGUGUCCAGGACACAAGCUUGAAUCUCGUGACAUCCAUGUCGAACGUAAUCUGCUGCUAUUUGAGUUGCUUCCAAAGGUGCCGGAUGAUGAAGGGAAACCCUCAGAUGAUGUUGGAGAGACUCUAUACAGGCCACCCGACACUCAGCUUGCACGAUGGUGACAUUUUUUACUUAAUGACCAAGGUUGAGCUCCGGGACAACAAGGCAUGGGUAAUUGCUGUUGACAUGAGCGAUGGGACACUGCGAGGAGUUGCCGAGUUUGGUGCAGAAAGAGCUCUCGACGUUAGCUUGACCUACACCCAGAGUAGGAUCUCUGAGCACCUGAUCAUGGCACCAGCAGGUCCAAACUCCAAAGGGCGAGCUGAAACGACCAGGGACGCCAUUGCUGGGAUCUUAUAGCAAGAAACUUCUAAGAAUCCCCAUGGAUAUGGCGAGCGUGGGAGCUGAAGAUGAGGAUGAUACGAACUUAGAACAAUUAGCGGUUUAGGUGCACGUCUCAUUUUGAUGGUUAGAUUCCUGUCUUGCUUGUUGGUGCUUUGUUUAUACAUAGGUUAAAUUAUGAUGCAGUUCCCAGCAAGGAUCAUAAACAGACUGCACGAUAAACUCCAGUCAGAGAGAUCUGCAAUCCAGCAAGGGAUGGGUAGUGUCAUAAUUGAACCAGACGCGCUCAUCGUCGUCAACAACAACAAUAACAACGU